GCAAUGGUAUCGGAAAGUUCAUCGUUGUGUUGUGACCUAUUGGUAUGAAGAUUGAAUUAUCAAAAUCUGGAGAUGUAUCGAUAAUUUCUACUGAAAAAGACGAAUCGACUAACGAUUCUAAAGAAUAUAAAAAUAAACACAAAAAAACUAACCGAAUGGAAUCUCUAAUUGAAAUGAACACCAAGUUAUCAAAGUGCGAUGAUGCGUCUAUAGUGCAACAAGAUGCAACAAAGAUGCAAAUGGAGCAUAAAGAUAAGUUAGACAUAGUUCAAGAAAGUCCAAAAAAGAUAGAAUUGUCGUUUGAGGAAAAGAUUAAAUUAAGCAAAAACAACGAUACAUCGAUUGUUUCUCCAAAAGUGUUAGAAAUUAAAGAUAGAAUGGAUAUGCCUCAAGAAGUUUCAAAAUCAUUAGAAUCCUCACAUAUAGAGAUUUCACAAGAAACUAUAGAAAAAUCAGUAGAAACCAAAAUGCAAGAAAUGUUACUAAAAUUUGAAUCGCCAUUUGAUAUGAAAAUCAAAGAUUCUAAUUUUAGUGAUGCAUCUAUUGUUUCUCCAGAGAAACAAGAACAAUUAGUAGAAAACAAACUUCUGCAAGAAAUACCUAUAAAAACGGAAUCACUUCUUGAAAUGAAUAUUAAAUUAUCCAAAAGUGACAAUGAAUCCAUUGUUCAUUCAGAAGUAUUAGAUGAAAUUAUAGAUAAAAUAGAUAUGUCUCAAGAUGAUACACAAUUAUUGAAGCCAUUACAUAUUGAAAUCUCACAAGGAGCUAUGGAAAAGUCAGUGGAAGAAACUAUGCAUGAAAUUAUACCAAAAGUUGAAUCAUCACUUGACACAAUGUUCAAGCUUUCUAAUUUUGAUGACUCGUCUGUUUCUUCAGAAAAGCAAGAAGAAUUAGAAGAAAGCAAAAUUCUACAAGAAAUAUUAGAUAGAACACCUACUAUAUUAGAAUCUUCUGUUGGAAUAAAAAUUGAAUCAGUCAAAAAUGACAAUUCAUCUAUUGUUCAUUCAGAAGUAUUAGAUGAAAUUAAAAAUAAAAUGGAUAAAUCUGAAGAUAUUUCAAAUUCAUUAAAAUUCUCCCAUAUUAAAGUCUUACAAGAAGAUAUAGAAAAAUCAAAAGAAAUCAAACAUGAGAUAUUGCCAAAAAUAAAAUCACCUGAAAUGAAAAUUGAGGUAUUUAAAUUUGAUGAUACAUCUAUUAAUUCUUUAGAGAAACAAGAAAAAUUAAUUCAAAGUACAAUUUUGCAGGAAGUAUCUAUGAGACAAGAAACAUCAUUAGAAAUGAAUAUUGAAUUAACCAAAAAUGAAGAUGAAUCUAUCAUUCAUUCAGAAAUUUUAGAUGAAAUUAAAGAGAAAAUAAAUAUAUCUCAAGAUGAAAAAUCAUUAGAACAGUUGGAUAUUAAGAUACCACAUGAUAAUAUAGAAGAAUCAAUAGAAACAGCAUCAAAACUUGAAUUGCCAUUUAAUAUGAAAAUUAAAGAUUCUAAUUUUAGUGAUGCAUCUAUUAUUCCUUCAGAAGAACAAGAAAUGUUAGAAGAAAGCAAACUUUUACAGGAAAUACCCAAUAAAACAGAAUCACUUCUUGAAUUGGAGAAUAAAUUAUCCAAAACUGAUGAUAUAUCUCUUACAUAUCCAGAAGUGCAAGAUAAAAUUAAGGACACAUUGCAUAUGUCUCUAAAUAUUACAAAACCAUUACAGCAACUGCAUGUUGAAAUAUCACAUGAAAUUAUAGAAAAAUCAAUGGAAACUAUGCAAGAAACAUUAUCAAAACUUGCAUCACCACUUAGUAUAAAAAUCAAGGAUUCUAAUUUUAGUGAUAUAUCUAUUGUUUCUUCAGAAGAACAAGAAAAAUUGGAAGAAAAUAAACUUUUACAGGAAAUACCCAAGGAAACAGAAUCACUUAUUGAAAUGGAGAUUAAAUUAUGCAAUAAUGAUGAUACAUCUCAUAUUUAUUCAAAGAUUUCAGAUAAGAUUACAGACACAGCAAAUAUAUCACAAGUUAUUACAAAAUCUGUAGAGCAUCCAAAUAUAGAAAUACCACAUGAAGUUAUAAAAAAAUCAAUGGAAACCAUGCAAGAAGCUUUGCCAAUACUUGAAUCAUUUGAUAUGAAGAUAAAGGAUUCUAAAUUUAAUGAUACAUCUGUUGUUUCUUUAAAAAAAGAAGAACAAUUAGAAGAAAAUAAACUUCUACAAAAAAUACCACAAAGGACAGAAUCAUAUCUUGAAAUAAAGAAUAAAUUAUCCAAUAUUGAGAGCUCAUCUAUUGUCGAUUCUGAAGAUUUAGAUGAAAUUAAAGAAAAAAUAGAUAUAGCACAAGAUGUUUCAAAGUUGUUAGAACCACCAGAAAUUGAAAUCUCUCAAGAAGCUAUAGAAAAGUUAGUAGAAACUAUGCAACAAAAUUUACCAGAAGGUGAAUCACCACUUGAUAUGGAAAUGAAACUUUCUGAGUUUGAUGAUGCAUCUGUUCUAUCUUCAGAAAAGCAAGAAGAAUUGGUAGAAAACAAAUCUAUGCAGGAAAUACCAAAAAAAAUAAAAUCACCUCUUAGAAUAGAAAGUAAAUUACCUAAAAGUGACAAUGCAUCCAUUGUACAUUCUGAAGUGCUGAACGAAUUUAAUGAAAAAAUAAAUAUAUCUAAAGAUGUUACAGAAUUAUUAGAACCAACACGUAUUGAAAUCUUACAAGAAGAUAUAGAAAAAUUAGUGGAAUCAAUGCAUGAAAGAAUACCAAAAGUUGAAUCUAUGGAAUCUAUGGAAUCUAUGGAAAUAAAACUUAAUGAAAUUGAUGAUGCAUCUUUUUUAUCUUCAGAGAAGCAAGAAGAAUUAGAAGAAAAUAAACUUCUACAGGAAAUACCGAAAGAAACAGAAUCAUCUAUUGAAAUAGAUAUUAAAUUAUCUAAAAAUGAAAACAUUGUCCAUUCUCAAAUAUUAGAUGAAAUUAAAGAUAAAAUAGAUAUAUCUCAAGAUGAUACAAAAACUAUUGAAUCACCACAUUUUGAGAUUUCACAAGAAAUUAUAGAAGAAUCAGUAGAAACUUUGCAUGAAACAUUGAUUAAAGUUGAAUCACCUCUUAGUAUAAAAAUCAAAGCUUUUGAAUUUGAUGAUGCAUCUAUUCUUUCUUCUCCUGAAAAAACAAAACAAUUAGAAGGAAAUAAAUUAUUAGAAGAAAUACCUAAGACAACAAUAUCAUCUCUAGAAAUGAAGAUUAAAUUAUCUGAAAAUGAUGACAUAUCCACUGUUCAUUCAAAAAUGCUGGAAGAAACUGAAAACAAAUUGGAUAUGACUCCAAAUAUAACAAAAUCAAUAGAAACAUCUGAUAUUGAUCAGAUAAUCAAUGAUCAAGCUAUAGAAAAAUCUGUAGAAACUAUUUAUGAAACUUUACCAAAAGUUACGUCACCUCUUGGUAUGAAGAUUGAGCUUUCUAAUUUUGUUGAUGCAUGCAUCGUUUCUUCAGAAUUACAAGAAGAAAUAGAAGAAAAUAAACUUCAACAAGAAAUACCUAAGAGAACUAUAUCUAUGGAAAUGAAGAGUGAAUUGUCUGAAAAUGACAAUACAUCCAUUGUUCAUUCAGAAAUGAUAGAAGAAACUAAAAACAUAACAGAUAUAUCUCAAGAUGUUAAAGAAUUAUUAGAGACAUCAGAUAUUGAAAUCUCACAAAAUACUAUGGAAAAAUCAGAAGAAAUCAGAUAUGAAACUUUUCCAAAACUUGAGUCGCCACUUGGUACGGAAAUUAAACUUUCAGAAUUUGAGAAUGCAUCUAUUGCUUCUUUAGAAGAGCAAGAACAUUUAGAAGAAAGCAAACUUUUACAGGAAAUAUCCAAAGAUACAGAAUCUAUUGAAAUGAAAAUUAAGUAUGACGAUGCAUCUAUAAUCGUUCAUCCGCUCGAUGAAAUUAAAGACAAAAUAGAAAUAUUUCAAGAUGUUACGAAAUCAAUGAAUACAUCGCAUAAUGACAUUGUACAGGAAGUAAUAGAAAAACCUAUAGAAACCGUGAUUGAGCCAUUGCCAAAUCUUGAAUCGCCAUUUGAUACGAAGAAUAAAAUUUCUGAGUUUGAUAAUAUAUCUAAUGUUUCUUCAGAAAAGGAAAAACAUUUGGAAGAAAGUAAACUUUUGCAAGAAAUGUCCAAAAAAAUAGAAUCACCACUCGAAAUAAAAAUUAAUUUAUCUACAUGCGAAAACGCAUCUACUAUUGAUACACAAAUCAUGCAAGAAACUGAAGACAAAGUAGAUACAUCUCAAGAUACCAAUACAAAACCAUUAGAAUUAUUGCAAAUUAAAAUCUCAAAUGAAGCUAUAGAGAAAUCAGUUGAAACAAUAUAUGAAAAAUUAUCAACAACUGAAUCACUUGAUAUAAAGAAUAAGUAUAUUGAGUUUGAUAAUAAAUCUCUUGUUUCUCCAAAUAAAGAAAAGCAAUUGGAAGAACAUAAAUUUUGUCAUGAAAUACCUAUAAGAACCGAAUCACCUUUUGAAGUAAAGAUUAAAUUAUCUAAAAAUGAUAAUACAUCCACUAUUCAUUCAGAAGUCCUAAACGAAACUGAAGAUAAAAUGGAUAUGUCUCAAGAUAUUACAAAAUUGUUAGAACCAUUACCAAAUGAAAUCGCAAAAGAAACUAUAGAAAAAUCAAUAGAAAUCACACAUGAAAAUUUUCCGAAAAUUGAAUCUCCACUUGGUAUGAAAAUCAAGCUUACUAAGUUUGGUAGUGCAUCUAUUAUUUCUUCAGAAAAGCAAGAACAGUUAGGAACAAAUAAAUUACUUCAAGUAAUAACCAAAAAAACAGAUUCACCUCUUGGAAUGAAGAUUAAAUUAUCCAAAAGUGGAGAUACAUCAAUUGUGCAUCCAGAAGACAAAAUUAAAGAAAAAAGAGAUAUGACUCAAAAAAAUAUUACAAAAUUAUUAGAACCAUUGCAUAAUGAGAUGGUAGAAGAAGUUAUAGAAAAAUCUAAAGAAAUGCAUGAAACUUUACCAAAAAUUGGAUCACCACUUGGUAUGAAGAUCAAGCUUUCUAAAUUUGGUGAUGCAUCUAUUAUAUCUUCAGAGAAACAAGAUCAGUUAGAAGAAAUCAAAGUUCCACAGGAAAUACCCAAAAGAACAGAAUCACCACUUGGAAUGAAGAUUAAAUUAUCCAAACGUGGUGAUGCAUCAAUUGUCCAUUCAGAAGUUCUAAAUGAGAUUAAAGAAAAAAUAGAUAUAUCUCAAGAUGUUUCAAAAUCAUUGGAACCAUCUCAUUUCGAAAUUUUACAUGAAGAUAUAGAAAAAUUAAUGGAACCUGAAGAAUCCUUGCCAAAAGUUGAAUCGUUACUUGGUAUGAAAAUCAAGCUUUCUAAGCUUGGUGAAGCAUCUAUUGUUUCUUCAGAAAAGCAAGAACAGUUUGAAGAACAUAAACAUCUACAAGAUAUACCCAAAAGAACAGAAUCACCAUUUGGAAUGAAGAUUAAACUAUCCAAAAGUGGAGGAGCAUCUAUUGUUCAUUCCGAAAUGCCAGAAGAAAAUAAAGAUAAAAAGGAAAUAUUUUCAAAUGUUACAAAAUCUUUGGAGCCACUACAUAUUGAUAUCUCACAAGAAGCUAUAGAAAAAACAUUUGGAACCAGACAUGAAUCUUCAGCAAAAGUUGAAUCUCCACUUGGUAUGAAGAUUAAACUUUCUAAAUAUGGUGAUGCAUCUAUUGUUUCUUCAGAAAAACAAGAAUAUCUAGGUGAAAAUAAACUUUUGCAGGAAGUACCUAAGAGAACAGAAUCACCUCUUGGAAUGAAAAUUAAAUUAUCUAAAAGUGGCAGUGCAUCCAUUGUACAUUCAGAAGUGCUAGAUGAAGUUAAAAUUAAAAAGGAUAUAUUACAAGAUGUUACAAAAUCGUUAGAACCAUUGCAUAUUGAUAUCUCACACGAAUUUGUAGACAAAGCAAUAGAAAUCAAACAUGAUACUUUACCAAAGAUUGGCUCUCCACUUGGUAUGAAAAUAAAGCUUUCUAAGUUUGGUGAUGCAUCUAUAAUUUCUUCAGAAAAACAAGAACAAUUAGGAGAAAACAGACUUCUUCAAGAAGUACCUAAGAGAACAAUAUCACCUCUAGGAAUGAAAAUUAAAUUGUCUAAACGUGGUGAUGCAUCCAUUGUUCAUUCAGAAUUGUUGGAAGAAAUCAAAGAUAAAAUGGAUACUUCUCAAUAUAUUACAAAGUCAUUAGAAUCACCACAUGAUGUCACACAAGAAGUUGUAGAAAAAUUAAUAGAAAUACACGAAACUUCGUCAAAAGUUGAAUCACCGCUUGGUAUGAAGAUCAAGCUUUCUAAGUUUAGUGAUGUAUCUACUGCAGAAAAACAAGAACAAUGGGAAGAAAGCAAACUUUUACAGGAAAUACCCAAGAGAACAGAAUCGCCUCUUGUAAUGAAAAUUAAAUUAUCCAAAAGUGGCGAUGCAUCAAUUGUUCAUUCAGAAGUUUUAGAUGAAAUAAAAGACAAAAUGGAAAUAUCUCAAGAUGCUAUAAAAUCAUUAGAUUCAUCUCAUAUUGAGAUUUCACAAGAAGCUAUAGAAAAAUCUGUAGAAAACAUGCAAGAAUCUUUACCAAAAAUUGAAUCGCCACUUGGUAUGAAAAUUAAGUUUUCUAAAUUUGGUGAUGCAUCUAUCAUUUCUUCAGAGAAACAAGAUCAGUUGGAAGAAAGUAAAAUUUUGCAAGAAAUACCUAAAAGAACAGAAUCACCUCUGGGAAUGAAAAUUAAAUUAUCUAAAAGUGGCGGUGCAUCUAUUGUUCAUUCAGAAGUUCUAGAAGAAAUAAAAGAUAAAAUUGAUAUAUCUCAAGAUGUUAUAAAAUCUUUAGAACCAUUGCAUAUUGAAAUUUCACAAGAAACUAUAGAAAAAUCAAUGGAAAAUAUACAUGAAACCGUAUCAAAAGUUGAAUCACCACUUGGUAUGAAGAUCAAGUUUUCUAAAUUUGGUGAUGCAUCUAUUGUUUCUUCAGAAAAGCAAGAACAAUUAGGAGAAACUAAACUAUUACAAGAAAUACCCAAAAGAACAGAAUCACCUCUUGGAAUGAAGAUUAAAUUAUCUAAAAGUGGUGAUGCAUCUAUUGUUCAUUCAGAAGUACUAGAUGACAGAAUAGACAUAUCUCAGGAUGUUUCAAAAUAUUUGGAAUCUCCAUACAUUACUCAAGAAAUUGUAGAUAAAUCAAUAGAUAAUAUACAUGAAUCAUUAUCAAAAAUUGAAUCACCACUUGGUAUGAAGAUCAAGCUAUCUAAGUUUGGUGAUGCAUCUAUUAUAUCUUCAGAGAAACAAGAUCAAUUGGAAGAAAUCAAAGUUCCACAGGAAAUACCCAAGAGAACUGAAUCACCUUUAGGAAUGAAAAUUAAAUUAUCCAAAACAGGAGAUGCUUCUAUCAUACAACCUGAUAUAUCUGAUGAUGUAAAUAAAUCUAUGCGAACAUCUGAGGCAGAACAUUCUAAAACUGGUGAUGCUUCUUUAGGUAUGAAAAUAAAGUUAUUAAAAACUGGAGAUGCAUCUAUAGUAGAUUCAGAAAAGAAGGAUAAACAACAGCGGCGUCGAGAUACUGAUUCAUCUCUUGAAAUGAAAAUUAAAUUGUCCAAGACGGGUCAUCCGACAAUUGUAGCUUGCGAUAACCAAGUAGAAACUGCAUAUAAAUCCAAAGAAACUGAUCCAUCUCAGAAUUUUACACAAAGAUACAAAGAAACUGGACAAAUCGGUCAUAAAGACUCUACAUUAAAAAUUCUUAAAACUGGUCAUUCAACUAUUUUACAAAGCAAUCGUUCAGAACUUACUAUUGAACCAGUGCAAGUGCACGGAAAAAAAAUAGAUAAUGUAAUUGAAAUGUCUCCAAAGCGUAAGGAUAUUACUAUCGCACCUAUCGAUUCCAAAAAGUCUAAGCUAGAAACUCAAUUCACACAAAUUUUGCCUGAAGUUACUAUUCAACCUGUUACACCCAGAGAACAAAAACAAUUUUUGUUCGAUCCAAAAAGCAGCGCGAUUAGUUUACAGCAAAUGAAUGUCAUAAAUCAAGAAAUUAGUAUUACUCAAGUAAGACCACAAAAAUCAGAUACUUCUAUGAAUGAAAAAUUGAAAGAUAUUUUAUCAAAAAAUGUAUCUAGUUCGCCAAUGAAUUCUGAUUGUGAAAUUAUAGAACAACGGCCUGAAUUGAUAAUAGUAAAUGAAAAUUCAAAUUCCAGCCAAGAUGUUGUGAUAAUAGAAGAAGUUUCCAAUAGAAUGCCAGAAGUUAAAGUGCCUAAAAAAAGAGGUAGACCCAGAAGGAAUCCAUUACCUCAAGGAAUUACUCAUCCUCCACCUCAUUUGUUAAUACCUAGAGAUCCUUUGUCUUUAGACGACUCGCAACAGAUGCAACAAUCAUCAAUACAUUUUCCGGAAUCCAGAGAGAAUGAAAGACCUAAGAGAACUUGUAGGAAUCAGAAAAGUUAUGCUCCUCCUAGAAGAGGUAGAGGACGAGGUCGAGGAAAACGAAAAUUAGAUAAUGCAGAUUCACAAAUAAUGAAAAAACCUAAGAUAGAGCAAGAUUUAAAUGCGAUAGAAGCUUCUACAACGGCUAUAAUAACGAUUGAUGAUUCUGGGGUGCAACAAGAAUCUUUCGGAAAAUCAUCGGAACUGUAUAAAGUUCUUAAACAACCAACUAUAGAUUCCAAAAUGACUAAUUCUUCGGGUAAAGUUGAUAAAAAGAUUAUUGGACAAAAAAAUGGUGAAUUAAAAAAUGUAAAUGUAAUUAAUAAUAUGCUUACAGACUCCAUGAGUAUGCAAACGGAAAUGAAUAAAACAUCAGAAAUGCGAUUACCUAAACCAGUAUCAAAUAACAUUAAAGAUGAUAUUAAGGAUAAGAAAUUGAUUGAAAUCGUUCCUGAACGAAUACAAAAGGCUGUAACAAAAGUAGAUUCUGAUAACAGAUCUGAUAAACUGACGGAGAAUACAAAAUUGGAAAGUAAAGACAUAUUAGUACCACCUGGACAUCCUAACUGGCUGACACCAGCAUCGAAACGAGUAGAAAAUGCUACGAAGCAUGAGAAUAUGUCUACAGUGCAAGUAAUAGACGAGGAAACAAGAAUGAGUGCAGAAUUAGGUUCAAGAUCUCAAACUCCAGCUAGAAAUAUUUCUGCACCAGCCUCUGAAACUAUGGUAAAUGAGGAAUCCCAAGGAAGUGUACUUAGUACUGCAACCACAGAAUCAGAAAAAGUGAAAGUUAAAAAUCGAAGAAUGGAAAUUAAUUUUGAUCCAGACGAAGGACCAUUUACUGUCGAUAAAAUUGCUGAAUAUGAAUGGCCACUAGACCGGAAAGGUGAAACAUUUAUGAUACAAGAACAAAUAUCUCAGUAUCUUGGUGUAAAAUCUUUCAAAAGAAAAUAUCCAGAUUUAAAGAGAAGAGUAGUGGAUAUGGAAGAGAGAAAUUAUUUGAGAGAAAAUGGAUUAGUCAGUGAAGCAAUGUGUGAUAUGGGAUUAACUGCUGUAUGUAGUUCAGAAGUAUUAGAUGUAAUGUGCAGUGAUUUUCCGGAUCAAUAUGAAGAAUAUCGUAAACAUAUGCGCGAAAAACAAGUGAAAGAACAUUCUAAAAAACAAAAAGAAUUAACAGCAGCUGCAAAUGCUGAAAAAAAUAGAAUUGAUCUAGCAGAAAUGGCAGUUCAAUCUGCAUUAUCUUGGAAUAUUAAUUUAAAUAAAGCUCGACGAGAAAAUAGAAAAUGUAGCUUAGAUUUACAAACUUUUACAAUACAUGUGCCAAAAAAACAACUAAAAAUUGAAACGGAACGAAGAAUUGGUCACUAUCCUGUUGCAUUGAUACCAGGACAAUAUACAGAUUAUUAUCGGGAAUAUACACCAGCCGAAUUACGAUAUUAUCCUCUUAAUACUGUACUCUAUGGUCCUAUGAGACCAAAUGAACGUAAAUUUGACAGUCAAUCAGAAGGAUCUCAAAGUGAUAGUGAUAGUGAUUCAUCUUCAGAUGAUUCAAGUUCAUCUUCUAGUGAGGGAACACAGGAUACGGAAGGUUCUCAGUCUACAAUGGACGAAGUAGAUAUGGAAAUAGCAAACCAAAAAGAUGAAAUAAAAUUAAAAUGUAAAAUGUGUUUAAAAACAUUGAAUAAACAUAGUAAAAAUGAAGUUUUAAUUCAAUGUGGUACAUGUAAUGGACAUGUUCACCCAUCAUGUAUAGAUCUAACAUUAGAUAUGGUUCCUCAUAUUCAAUCAUAUGCAUGGCAAUGCACAGAUUGUAAAACUUGUGCUCAAUGUCAUGAUCCUGCUGACGAAGAUAAAAUGCUUUUUUGUGAUAUGUGUGAUAGAGGAUAUCAUAUUUAUUGCGUUGGCCUCCGACGAGUACCCCAAGGAAGAUGGCAUUGUCAAGAAUGUGCUGUCUGUGCAAAUUGUAGUUCAAGAGAACCUGGUGGUAUAAAUUCUGAUAGAAACAGUGUUGCUCAAUGGCAACAUGAAUAUAAAAAAGGUGAUAAGAAUACUCGUGUUUAUGUUUCAACGCUGUGUGUUCCAUGUUCAAAGCUAUGGCGAAAGGGUCGCUAUUGCCCACACUGCAGUCGCUGUCAUACUGCGCCAAGACUCGACCUGGAAGCAAAUCUAGUGCAUUGCAGCGCAUGUGACAAAUAUCUGCACUUAGGUUGCGUGGAGACCAAGGGAAUGCCAUUAGACAGGAAAAAUUAUCUAUGUGAUUUUUGUGCACCAAAUCGUCAGCAUAUGAUGAAACCAUUAGUAUCGAAAACAUUGAAAACGUAAAUAAAUAUAAACUAUAUAAUUUUUGUUUAAAGAUGAGGGUUGUAUAAAAUAUGAAUCCCGUGCAUAGAGAAACUGAUAAAAUAGAAAUUUUUUUAUUUAUGUAGAUAAUGAAUAUAUUAUGAAAAUUUAAGUAAAAAAAAAUUCAUUUAUCAUAAAAUCUUUCAUAUGAAUUUUUAAAUGGAAAGAAUAUCGUUGUACAUAAUUAUAUGAUUAUAAUCAAUUUAAAAAAUUGAGUAUUUUGUUACAUAAAAGUAGUUAUAAUUAGCUAUAUAUAAAGUUUAAAAUAUAUAAAAAUC
Molecule: messenger RNA, 11002 nt
Organism: Apis laboriosa (Himalayan honeybee)
Lineage: Eukaryota; Metazoa; Arthropoda; Insecta; Hymenoptera; Apidae
Gene: e(y)3
Exons: 9
Coding region: 45-10706 (3553 amino acids)
Source: RefSeq, a predicted model, not a curated record